Cricetulus griseus (Chinese hamster) is the source of this 2634-nucleotide messenger RNA. Lineage: Eukaryota; Metazoa; Chordata; Mammalia; Rodentia; Cricetidae. The record is from RefSeq and is a predicted model, not a curated record.
GGGGCAGCGGCCGCAGAGGGGCGCAGGCAGGCGGCGCUGGGGGAGGCGGGAUAGGUUGGGCGCGACCGGUGCUGCAGACCCGCCACAGCCCUCCCGGUCACAGCAGACCAAGGGCCUGCCUGCGGCGCCAUGGGCAAUUGCCACACGGUGGGGCCCAACGAGGCACUGGUGGUCUCAGGGGGCUGUUGUGGUUCCGACUAUAAACAGUAUGUGUUUGGCGGCUGGGCCUGGGCCUGGUGGUGUAUCUCGGACACUCAGAGACUGUCUCUGGAGGUUAUGACCAUCCUGUGUCGCUGUGAGAAUAUUGAGACGUCGGAGGGGGUCCCGCUAUUCGUAACAGGGGUUGCACAGGUGAAGAUCAUGACAGAGAAGGAGCUCCUAGCCGUGGCCUGUGAACAGUUCCUGGGCAAGAAUGUGCAGGACAUCAAGAACGUUGUCCUACAGACCCUGGAGGGGCAUCUACGCUCCAUCCUUGGGACUCUGACUGUGGAACAGAUUUAUCAGGACAGAGACCAGUUUGCCAAGCUGGUUCGGGAAGUGGCAGCCCCUGAUGUUGGCCGUAUGGGCAUCGAAAUCCUCAGCUUCACCAUCAAGGACGUUUAUGACAAAGUAGACUAUCUCAGCUCACUGGGAAAGACACAGACUGCUGUGGUCCAGAGAGAUGCAGACAUUGGUGUGGCAGAGGCAGAACGGGACGCAGGCAUCCGGGAAGCUGAGUGCAAGAAGGAGAUGCUAGAUGUGAAGUUCAUGGCAGACACCAAGAUUGCUGACUCCAAGAGAGCCUUUGAGCUGCAAAAGUCAGCCUUCAGUGAAGAGGUCAAUAUCAAGACAGCUGAGGCCCAGUUGGCCUAUGAGCUGCAAGGGGCCCGAGAGCAGCAGAAGAUCCGGCAGGAAGAGAUUGAGAUUGAGGUAGUGCAGCGCAAGAAGCAGAUCGCUGUGGAGACACAGGAGAUUCUCCGGACCGACAAGGAGCUCAUCGCCACAGUGCGCCGCCCUGCGGAGGCAGAGGCCCACCGCAUUCAGCAGAUCGCCGAGGGCGAAAAGGUGAAGCAAGUCCUGUUGGCACAAGCAGAAGCUGAAAAGAUUCGCAAAAUCGGAGAGGCAGAGGCAGCAGUCAUUGAGGCAAUGGGCAAAGCAGAGGCUGAGCGGAUGAAGCUUAAGGCUGAGGCCUACCAGAAGUACGGGGAUGCAGCCAAGAUGGCCUUGGUGCUGGAGGCCCUGCCCCAGAUUGCUGCCAAAAUCUCUGCCCCCCUGACCAAAGUUGAUGAGAUUGUAGUUCUCAGUGGGGACAACAGCAAGGUGACGUCAGAAGUGAACCGGCUGCUAGCAGAACUGCCUGCUUCUGUGCACGCCCUCACCGGUGUGGACCUCUCAAAGAUACCCCUGAUCAAGAAUGCCACUGGUGCGCAGGUGUGAGCGAGGCUCCUGCAGACUCGAGCCCUUCAGCAGCUGCCUGCCCUUCCAGCACCUGUCUAACAUCACAGGGACAAGAACGUCACCGACUCUGGUGCCUUAUUUUGCAGGGACCAGAAGUGCUGCGUGUUGAGGCCCCCUCUGGCUGUCCUCCCUUCUCUCCUGUUAGCCUUCCUUCCUCUCUCUCCACACUCGCAUCAACUGCCACCUUCAUGUAGUCUGUUUCUCUUCUGCCAUGUGUGCCUCUCCCUCUGGCUCUGUUUCUCUCCCCUUCUCUCCCCACCUCCACACACAUCAUAUAGUUUAAGCUGAAGUUGUUUAUUAUAAUCACUGUCCAUCUGUGAGGAGUGGCCCCACUGCUCCUCAGAAUCCUGGUGCCUUCAAGUUCUAUAUGUAUCUGUCUGUCUUCCUUAGUUCUGGCAGAGCCCAGCAUGGGUAAAAGGGUUCUGGGUAGGACACCCACUCUCUUCUCUCCCCAUCUGAACUUCCUAGCCCUAAACUCUGUUCCAGGAAGCCCACAACCCACACAUUCUUGCCCUUUGAGGCCUGAGUGGCUAUGGCCUAUUGGGCCUGGAGUAAUGCCCGUCACUCACACACACACCCAGGCCCCAGGCCUGCUGUUAAACCUGCCCCUCUGCCCUGCACCCCAGAGGCACAAAGGCAAGGCCUCUUGUCUAUAGCAGCUUCCUCAGUUUACUACUGCCUUAGGAGGCCCUGCUCGUGCUCAGGGACAUCCCCAUCAUUGGCUUGUCCUUGAUUGGGGGGUGGGGGAUCUUAGUCCAGUUCUGUCUUUCUGGGGUCAAUGUUUAUCUCUGAUGGGGACAGGAAGUUUAUAGAUCUUCCUGCUAGUGCUGUGACGGCCUGGACAUGGGGCUCGCCCAUGGGGCAAGGCUGUACCAACCCUAAGAGAAUCAAGUGCUGUAGACUGGCCAAACCUCAUUCUAUACCAUUUUCUUCUCUGCCAGCAUGAUGGGGUUCUAGCCAUGGGAAGCAGCUAAAUCUUCUGUGUCUUUGCACCAUUGGUGGCAGAAGAGCCCAAUGCCCAAGUAUCCUAGAGGAGGUGCAAGGGUGUCCCAUGGCCCCAGUCCCCACCCGGCCUGCCCAGCCUGUGGAGCUGCUGUGCAUGUGAAUGCUGCAUGUCUGGCCUGGGGCUUACAUGUUGCACUGCCCCACUACCUAUUCCCCUCCGGUAAAAAUAAAGAUAGAUCUCUUACGCCCACA